Molecule: messenger RNA, 3305 nt
Organism: Anguilla anguilla (European eel)
Lineage: Eukaryota; Metazoa; Chordata; Actinopteri; Anguilliformes; Anguillidae
Exons: 9
Coding region: 346-2055 (569 amino acids)
Source: RefSeq, a predicted model, not a curated record
AGGUAAGGUGCUGUUGUCGUCGCCGGUCGAAAAAAAAAACUCGUCUUAUCUGCAACUGACUGCGCGGGAUAUUUGAAUAACCUGCGUACCUUUUAAUGGAAUGUAUAAAAUGUUUGUCGGAUGAAACAAGGAUCGGCUGCAUAUAUUUCGGCGGCGGGUGCAUCCAGUAAUCAUUCAUUCCGCGAGCCUAUAAAAUGUUUGUCGGGUGGCGCUGCGGGCUGUAUUUUAGCCCAGAAAACGGGGAUCAUUGCGUACUUUUUUCCGGCCGCAGGUGCAUCCAAUAAUAAUUCAUUCCGCGAGUUUAUUUAUUUAUUUUUUUAAAGUUUCUGUUAUGUCAGCAAUACCAUGAGCAAGUGUGACUCAGAUUCCAGCCCAACCAACGGAACACAUGGAGUCAGAGAUCCUGAGAAGCCUCCUGGACCUGGACAUCAUCUUUCUUCCAACAUAGAGAAUAAGAAAGGAAUCACCGUUUCACCAAUUUUCCAUGAGUGCAAUUUUGGACAUGAUGUUUCUAACACCAUAAACAUCACUGCUAACAUUGUUAAUGGUGUAAUAGAGCCAGCUUCUCCCUAUACAUGUCCCCAAGUAGGGAUGAACAGAGGAGGACAGAGAGCAACAAAACGCUCUUGUGCACCAUGCACCGAUAUGACAACUGCACCUCAGAAAAGGGAGAAAGAAAACACGGAUGACACCAUUGCUGGAUAUAUUCACCGAGUGUCGCGAAUCAUGACCUCUGCAAAACGCCAUAGAUACUUCACUGCAACUUUUCAAAGUCGUGAGGGCUUCCACCGCACUGUCAUUUUUGAUGUAGAUAGAUAUGCCCGCUUCCAGCACGCGUCUACAAACCAAACACCUGUGGAACUUGAGCACAUCACCAAAGAACACAGCUUCAACGAUCCUUCAAGUUUUAAGAUUAUAUGCAAUCGUGAAACUAUACUGACAGAUACCAGCAUUGACUUCCCUGUGAAAAGGGAGAAAGAAAACACGGAUGACACCAUUGCUGGAUAUAUUCACAGAGUGUCGCGAAUCAUGACCUCUGCAAAAUGCCAUAGAUACUUCACUGCAACUUUUCAAAGUAGAGAGGGCUUCCACCGCACUGUCAUUUUUGAUGUAGAUAGAUAUGCCCUCUUCCAGCACGCGUCUACAAACCAAACACCUGUGGAACUUGAGUGCAUCACCAAAGAACACAGCUUCAACGAUCCUUCAAGUUUUAAGAUUAUAUGCAAUCGUGAAACUAUACUGACAAAUACCAGCGUUGACUUCCCUGUGAAAACUGUUGAUGACUUCUCCAAAUUCACUAUUGACAAAAUCAAGACCAUGCCUUCAAAACAGCCAAUUCCCUCAAUUGAUGCCCAUGUUUCUGCUCUCCAACCAGCAACAUCUCAGGUGACCAAGUGGGGAGGAGACCAUGAAGCAAAAGAGUGCUGGAUCUCAGACAGCACAAGCAGCAUACAACUGACCUUAUGGAACAAAGCCAUCACCGCUGUAGAGCUACAGAAAUCCUACAGAUUUUCUAAUUUAACAACAAGACAGUUCUUGGGAGAAACAUUUUUAACAAUAACACCUAGCACUAAGAUCACCCCCAUCGAUACCUUAAAAAACAUCCAUCCCAUGCCCACUGAAGGAAUCUGCAAUGAAAAUGUCUUGGCUAUUGAAGCAGAAGUUACUGCUGUCUCUAUCACUCAAAGGCACAUAUGUGAUCUGUGCCACAAAAACCAGGCCACAUUUGACACCAAAUCUCUGAAAAACAAGUGCACAGAAUGUAAAAUGCAUCAGUAUACCUGCAAUUUCAAUACCUCUACGACUGGAGUAAUCAAUUGCAAAGCGGCCACAGGCACUCACAAGCUCAGUUUGUACACGACUGCAAUGAAUACCUACCUCCAAAACAACAACCUACAACACCUUGUAAAUGAUACAGGCGAGUUAGAAAACCAUUUCUUGGAUCGGCGCAACUUCACCUUCACAGUUGCACAGAACGUCAUCACACACAUGCAAGCUGCAUCACUUAGUGAAACUCCAAAACCAUACACACACACACCACCACUUCAUAUGUAGAUGAUUCUUCACAAAAUAAUCAUGUCCAGUGACAUGGAACAAGACAAAACAGAACAGGCUCUCACUGCCAUUUUUUUUGUCCCAUUAAGUUUCUUAAACAUUUUGAUAUUUGCAUUUUUAACCCCAUGCUGGGGUGUUUGUUCCCUGCUGAGGGCAGUGUUUUCUGGGGUGGCUGUGGUGUACUAAGUAGUGCCGAGUUGCACUGGGGCAAUUCUGGCCGCACGUGGUUGUCCUGUGCCUUGUUGGGUGGUUUUUGGUAUCUACUUUUUUUCCCCUCCAAUGCUGUGUACUCACAAGCCAUGUGUGUAAACUGCAGGAUUUUUGUAGCUCAACGGCAGUGAUGGUGUCUUGCCACUGAAGGAGAAAUUGCCGUCCUCCUUGAGGGAAACAUUACAAUGGAAUGUGACUGUAAAGAGGUUUAAACUAUAUGACAGAAUAUUGAGGUCAUUGGUAAACUGUGAUUCUGUAGCAAAAGAUUAUAUUAUCAAUCAACUACUUCUCUUAAAAACUCACCUUGAGUCGUAAGAUUUACAACGUACUGUUUGCUGUAAGGGUAGGCGAUUUGGAUUAAUAUUCAUAUCACAAUAUGAAUUAAUAAAAAUAUCACUAUAUAAUUUAAUUUUUUCAGUAAUAACUAUAUAUAUUUUUUCAAUUAUUCAGUAAUACCUAUAAAACCAGAAAGGUUAAGACAUGACGCAACUAAACUCAGCAUGUUUAUUGUGCAGUUUUUUUGCACCAAAGCUAACAAGGAUUCUUUCUUUUAAAAAAAGAAUUUUCUUUGGGGUUUUUUCCCCCUUCUCUUUAGGUUCCUUUAGCCCAGUUUUACAUUUUUUUUUUUAAUUUCUUUUUUUUUUACUUGCCAGGAAAGACCUUUAAAUGGCUUUUGGAGUGUCCGUUACUUUUGUUAACGGUCAAUACUGGUACAAUGCUGAUGAUACUGUAAAACUGAAUAUACAUAAUUAUGUUCAUUUUAAUGCAUUCUAAUUUAGUUUAUUUUUCUAUACUUAAUAUUCCCCCUUUUUAAACUUCCCUUAUUCUUAAGCUUUUUGGUGUGGUUGUUGUGUAUUCUUUAAUUGGAUCUAUAUAAGCCAACCCAAGACAUAUCUGCAAGCUUACUUGGCCAAUGAAUAACAUUCUUAAUUAUUCAGAGUAUCAAAAUCGUCUGAUUCUGAUUCUAUGAAACCUUUCUGAUGUUUAAAGUGAUUGGGCAUUAAAUACAUUUUGAUGUAAAUAAAUAUUUUUACUACAGA